Symbiodinium sp. CCMP2592 is the source of this 1059-nucleotide messenger RNA. The record is from the annotation of a GenBank genome assembly. Lineage: Eukaryota; Dinophyceae; Suessiales; Symbiodiniaceae.
AUGGCAUCGGAGUUGCCGGCAAUGAAGUGGCUUAUCUUCGGCUGUGGUGGCGUCGGUGGCUACUUCGGAGCGCGCAUCGCGCAGGUGCCCGGACAGAAGGUGAGUUACAUCGUUCGAAACAAGGCGUUGGCGGCUCUGAAAGAGCACGGCGUUCGCAUUACCAGCAUUUGUGGAGAUGUGCAGAUCCCAGCCGCAGACCUGGGACCGACUUUAGAUUCCCAGAACUUAGACAAAGAGGAGCGUUUCGUCGCCGACGUAAUUAUGCUGGGAUGCAAGGCCUGGGAAGCGGAGGGCUGCCUUCGUAUGUGUGAGCCAUGGUGCGGUCCUAACACUCUCGUUUUGCCCUUGCAAAACGGUGUGGAGGGUCUCUCGACCAUCAAAGAGAUCGUUUCCAGCUGGGGAAAGGGCCAUGCCCUUGCCGGCUGCUGCAACAUCGUCUCGGCCAUUGCUGAGCCGGGGCACAUCAAGCACUGGGCGGCGAACCCUCCCUACAUCACUUUCGGAGAGUUCGCCGGCGCCCCCACUGAGCGAACUCAACAGGUGAAAGCCAUCCUCGAUGCGGCUCCUGGCAUGGAGGGGCACCUCGAGGACGACGCGCUGGCAAAGAUCUGGGAGAAGUUCACCUUCAUUUGCUCGACCACGGCCGUCCAAGCGACGACUGGGCCCCAUGCGACGCAGGACGUGAUCCCUCAGAUUCCAGAGCUGUACUUAACCUGGCGAACUGCCAUGACUGAGAUCAUCAACCUUUGCCACAGUUACGGCAUCAAGUACGAGAUGGAACAGCUGGAAAAGCGGGUGGAGGCAUUGAAAGCUGCCGUUGGCGCCACCACCAGCUGCAGCCGCGACCUCUGGAAUGGAAAGCCUUCCGAAGUGGACGACCUCCUCGGAUCGGUUGUGCGGAUGGGAAAAGAGCAGAAGGUGCCUGUGCCCACCAUCUCAGCCUGUUAUGGAACACUGAUCCUGAGAGAUCGCAUCGCGCGCGGUGAGACCCUGCCGAUCAAGGCGCCCACGGAGGGACACCGAGUUUUGGGCCCCAUGUGGGGCGCGCCGAGUGCCUGA